Lactuca virosa is the source of this 681-nucleotide messenger RNA. Lineage: Eukaryota; Viridiplantae; Streptophyta; Magnoliopsida; Asterales; Asteraceae. The record is from the annotation of a GenBank genome assembly.
CAGAGAUACCCUAGAUGCAUACUCAAAAGAGCUUAAGAAUGUUGGCUUAAAAACUCUAUACUUCAUCGCUAACGCUUUGAAAAUGGAAAGUAAUGACAUGAUAACUCUGUUCAAGGAAGGAAUGCAAGCAAUGAGGAUGAACUACUAUCCACCAUGUCCACAACCCGAACAAGUCAUAGGUCUCACCCCUCACUCAGAUGCUGUUGGAAUCACAAUUCUUCUCCAACUCAAUGAAGUAGAAGGCCUUCAAAUUAAAAAAGACGGCAUUUGGAUCCCAAUCAAACCACUCCCUAACGCUUUCAUUGUUAAUAUUGGAGAUAUCCUAGAGAUAGUGACAAAUGGACAAUAUAAAAGCAUUGAGCAUAGAGCAAUUGUGAACUCAGAGAAAGAGAGGUUGUCUAUUGCUACAUUUCUAAGCCCGAAUUUGGAUGGUGAUUUAGGACCAGCACCAAGCCUAAUUACUCCAGACACACCUCCAAAAUUUAAAAGAGUAUCUGUGGUGGAUUUCUCUAAGGACUUAUUUUCUAAGGAACUCAACAGAAAAACUUUCAUUGAACGCUACUAUAUAUAAUGUCUUAUGUAUGUACCUAGCUAGCAAGAACGUUGCCAAUUAUACUCUAAUUUACCCAUUUGUAUCUUAUGAAUGGGAGUUUAUAUUGUAAGUGACUAUCAUCUCUUAAC